Rhopalosiphum padi (bird cherry-oat aphid) is the source of this 2396-nucleotide messenger RNA. RefSeq names its product cyclin-dependent kinase 8 (gene Cdk8). NCBI's taxonomy places the organism in Eukaryota, Metazoa, Arthropoda, Insecta, Hemiptera, Aphididae. Gene Ontology annotation, cellular component: nucleus; mediator complex. Gene Ontology annotation, biological process: protein phosphorylation. Bases 354 to 2180 code for a protein of 608 amino acids. The record is from RefSeq and is a predicted model, not a curated record. Gene Ontology annotation, molecular function: RNA polymerase II CTD heptapeptide repeat kinase activity; ATP binding; cyclin-dependent protein serine/threonine kinase activity. The transcript has 13 exons.
UUUGUUUACGUUUCAGUGUUGUUAAAAGUGGUCAAAUUUAAAAGAGAAAAUUCAUCAUUUAUAAUUUAUCUAUCUAUUGGGUUAUUUAUAUUGUGAUCAUUUUUAAUUGAAAACUGUCUUAAAAAUACAUUGUUGUCUGACCUAUUGUUUAUUGAAUUGAAACUCGAUAGUGCGUUCUUUCCGCCGAUUAGUUAAUCAUUGCCACAACUAUGGGCGUUCUGUAUAGGUGUGUAUGGUUUAAUAACUAUUGAAAAAAAAAUUAUAAAAACAAAAAAAUGAACUGUCAACAGCUAAAUAAUUCAUGUGUCUUAUCAUAAACAUUGUGUUUUGGUUCAUUGUAAGAUUUUAAUUCAAUGGAUUACGAGUUCAAAAUUAAGACGGGCAAUGAAAGAGCUAAAGUGGAAGAGCUGUUUGACUAUGAAGGGUGUAAAGUUGGAAGAGGUACAUAUGGUCAUGUAUAUAAGGCCAGAAGAAAAGAUGGGGACAACAGUAAAGACUUUGCUUUGAAACAAAUUGAAGGCACUGGAUUAUCAAUGUCAGCAUGUCGUGAAAUUGCUUUGUUACGUGAAUUGAAGCAUCCAAAUGUGAUAAAUCUAAUAAGAGUAUUUUUGUCACAUAAUGAUAGAAAGGUUUGGCUGCUCUUUGAUUAUGCAGAACACGAUCUUUGGCAUAUUAUUAAGUUUCAUAGAGCAGCAAAAGCAAAUAAAAAACCGGUAAUGGUUCCCAAAGGAAUGGUUAAAUCUUUACUGUUUCAAAUCCUUGACGGAAUACACUAUUUACAUUCUAAUUGGGUUUUACAUAGAGAUUUGAAACCAGCUAAUAUUUUAGUAAUGGGCGAAGGCCCCGAAAGAGGACGUGUAAAAAUAGCUGACAUGGGGUUUGCUCGACUUUUUAAUGCUCCAUUAAAACCACUUGCUGAUCUUGAUCCAGUUGUAGUUACUUUUUGGUAUCGAGCUCCUGAACUUUUAUUAGGUGCAAGACAUUACACUAAAGCUAUUGAUAUUUGGGCGAUUGGCUGUAUAUUUGCUGAAUUAUUAACAUCUGAGCCCAUUUUUCAUUGUCGCCAAGAAGAUAUUAAAACAAGUAAUCCUUACCACCAUGAUCAAUUAGAUAGAAUAUUUAAUGUAAUGGGCUUUCCUCAAGAGAAAGAUUGGGAAGACAUAAAAAAGAUGCCCGAACAUCAAACUUUAAUGAAAGAUUUCAAACGAUCAAACUAUUCAAAUUGUUCUCUGGUGAAAUAUAUGGACCGGCAUAAAAUCAAACCAGAUAGCAAAGCAUUUCAUUUAUUACAAAAAUUAUUACUGAUGGAUCCUAACAAAAGAAUUACUUCAGAACAGGCUAAACAAGAUUCAUAUUUUCAAGAAGAUCCUACACCUACCUCAGAUGUCUUUGCUGGGUGUCCAAUACCAUAUCCCAAAAGAGAGUUUUUGACUGAUGAUGAUCAAGAUGAUAAAGACAAAAGGCAACAAGCUACAAAUAUUUUUGCAUAUGAUCGUGGACGUUACUUAAUCGAUAGUUCUAACACUCGCAUUUAUAAUAAGAACAAUAGUAUCACAUCUAGAUUUGACAGUAUCAGUAUUACCCAGGACCAUCGUAAUAGCUUAACCAACAAUGCUUAUGUUAAUAGUUUGCAUGAUUGGCAUGGCUUAAAUCACACUACGCUAGAGGGUGCACAUUCUGAUCAGUCGGGCAGUCAUCAUAGUCAUCAGCAACAACAUGCAGCUAAUCAAAAACGUAUGCGCAUGAAUGGUCUUGGUCAACAUCCGAGUGUCAACCCAGGAACAGUAAUGCCACCUAAUGUUCAACAACAACAACAGCAGCAGCAACAACAGCAGCAGCAGCAGCAAGUGCAACAGCAGCAGCAGCAGCAGCAGCAGCAGCAGCAGCAGCAACAACAACAACAGCAACAACAACAAGUGCAGCAACAACAACAACAAGUGCAGCAACAACAACAAGUACAACAGCAACAAGUGCAGCAACAACAAUCUCAACACCCACAGCAGCAACAACAACAACCCCAACAUCCACAACAGCAGCAACAACAACCACAACACCCACAACAACAACAACCACAACAACAGCACCAACAAGACUUCCAUCAUGUGCCUCAACACCAGCAAAUGAUGUAUUCUCAGGUCAAUCCCAAUGGGCCUGGUCCUAAUUAUUCACAAAGGUUUUGAAUUAUUUGAAAUAAUUUUUUUACCUAUUUGACUGAUAAAUUGUAUUAUUUAUUAAUCUUUAUCAAGUAUAUAAAAAACUAAAUAAAAAGCUUAUUUUAAUAUGUCUUGACUAAUGAAUUAAUUUAAAUCAUCAGGUUAAAUGUGUACAUUUGUUGAAGUUCAGAUUAUAUCAUAUAUAUAUAUUUUUUAAAUAUAAUUACCUAACAUUAAAAUUCA